UUUAUUAGAAGUAUACUAUUUAGAGUCUAGAUAAAAAGGUGUCACUCUAGGGUUAACGUUUAUUAUUUGUUUUCAAAAUGUUGCAAACAAAUCGAGUUCUUCAAAAAGAGCAGGCUGAACUGUUUGCUAUUCAAAAGAAACUCGACCGUGUGCUCCCAGUAAUUCAGGAGGCAUUAAAUUCACUAAAGGUAGAGGAACUGCAUCUUAAGUCUCAGGUGGUGGGCCAGCAGAACCCAAAAACUGACUCCGCUCCUGCAAAGGAUUCCCUUUACAUUGAUCUGACGACGGAGCAACCCCCAGUCACUACUGUGAUGGAGUCUCAGCUCAUCAACAGCCAGCGAAUAGAUCUGGAUCUCAUAAGCCAAACGAGGCGUUUCGAUGAGGAAGUCGACUCGGAUUAAAAUUGUUAUUUUGAUUAGCAUCUUGGCUGGAACUUUACCGAACAACGUACAUGUUGGGGGAAUACAAAUAAACACAAUACAGUACAAAAA
Drosophila santomea is the source of this 491-nucleotide messenger RNA. RefSeq lists its product as uncharacterized. NCBI's taxonomy places the organism in Eukaryota, Metazoa, Arthropoda, Insecta, Diptera, Drosophilidae. Gene Ontology annotation, biological process: transcription initiation at RNA polymerase III promoter; transcription by RNA polymerase II. The record is from RefSeq and is a predicted model, not a curated record. Bases 78 to 401 code for a protein of 107 amino acids. The transcript is spliced from 2 exons. Gene Ontology annotation, cellular component: nucleus.